Molecule: messenger RNA, 243 nt
Organism: Staurois parvus
Lineage: Eukaryota; Metazoa; Chordata; Amphibia; Anura; Ranidae
Source: the annotation of a GenBank genome assembly
AUGUUUUUACAAAAAUCAGAACUUACCACACAUCAAAGAUCUCACACGGGGGAAAAGCCAUAUUCCUGUCCUGAGUGCGGGAAAUGUUUUUCACAAAAAAAACAUCUUCUCACACAUCAGAGAUCUCACACAGGGGAAAAGCCAUAUUUCUGUCCUGAGUGUGGGAAAUGUUUUUCAAAUAAAUCACAGCUUUACAGACAUCAGAGAGUUGCACACAGGGGAAAAGCCCAUAUUCUGUCCUGA